Messenger RNA from Nematolebias whitei (Rio pearlfish), 2787 nucleotides. RefSeq names its product alpha glucosidase (gene gaa). Gene Ontology annotation, molecular function: alpha-1,4-glucosidase activity; carbohydrate binding. Bases 1 to 2787 code for a protein of 928 amino acids. NCBI's taxonomy places the organism in Eukaryota, Metazoa, Chordata, Actinopteri, Cyprinodontiformes, Rivulidae. The record is from RefSeq and is a predicted model, not a curated record. Gene Ontology annotation, biological process: lysosome organization; glycogen catabolic process. The transcript has 19 exons. Gene Ontology annotation, cellular component: lysosomal membrane.
AUGGCUCUUUGGUGUAGUUCAAGUGUCUCUGUGCUCCUCCUCGCCAUGUCUUUGUUAGCUUGUUUGUACAGCAACCUUUUAUAUAGAGGCAGACUGGUCUGGUCAGUUAAUGACGAGUAUAGCGGGGUUUUAACGUACAAACGAGCUGCAAUACUACAAAAUGUUACAGAGGGCGACGGCGACUCAGAAAGCCUCCAAAGUUUUGUUAUUUCCGGAAAACUUGAAUGCACCACGGGUCCGUUGGGUCGAUUUGACUGUUGCAGAGACAGGGUCCUGAGUCAGAGGGAGUGUGAAGACAGGGGGUGCUGCUACGCUCCUCUGCCUGAAUAUUCAGGACCACCCUGGUGUUUCUACCCCUCCCUGUACCCUGGCUACAAAAUGGGUCCCCUUGCCCCCACCAAAAGGGGGCAGACUGCCACUCUGACCCGAACCAGUCCUUCAUAUCUUCCCAAAGACGUCUCCACUUUGAGCCUUGAGAUCACAGAGGAGUCUGCAGGCUGCUUACGCAUCACUUUAAAAGACCCAUCUUCUCAGCGGUAUGAAGUUCCCCUCCCAGAUGACAUUCAUCAGACAAAAGCUGAACCUCAGGAUGUUCUCUAUGCUGCUGAAUUUCAGCCUGAUCCAUUUGGUUUCACAGUGAGGCGUAAAUCCACUGGAAGAGUCGUUAUGAACACCACAGUUGCCCCCCUGCUGUUUGCUGACCAGUACCUGCAGCUGUCCACAUCACUGGCCUCCUCCUUUGUGUCCGGUCUUGGCGAGCAUUACACCUCUCUCCUCCUGGACCUCAACUGGACCUCUCUGACUCUCUGGAACAGAGAUAUGGCGCCACAUGCUGAUGCAAACCUUUACGGCUCCCAUCCAUUUUAUAUAGUGCAGGAAGGGGACGGCUCGGCACAUGGAGUUUUUCUUCUCAACAGCAAUGCAAUUGAAGUGGUGUUGCAGCCAACCCCAGCCCUCACCUGGAUAUCCACCGGUGGAAUCCUGGAUCUGUACAUUUUCCUGGGUCCUGACCCUCAAAGUGUGAUAGGACAGUACAUCCAGAUCAUUGGACAUCCUAUGAUGCCUCCUUAUUGGUCACUGGGUUUUCAUCUUUGCCGCUGGGGUUAUACGACCACUAACGCAACCCGAAAGGUUGCACAGCACAUGCACGGCGCCAACUUCCCUAUGGACGUUCAGUGGAACGACCUGGAUUAUGCAGAUAAGCGAAGGGUGUUCACCUUCGACCCCAGGAGGUUUGGAGACCUGCCAGACAUGGUGCAGGAGUUUCAUAACGGAGGCAUGAAGUAUAUCCUGAUUCUGGACCCCGGCAUCAGCAGCACCAGCCCCCCAGGUACCUACCCUCCCUUUGAAGAGGGACUGAAACGAGACGUCUUCAUUAAAAACGCCACCGGAGACAUUCUGAUAGGAAUGGUCUGGCCCGGUCCAACAGCAUUUCCUGACUUCACUAACCCAGAAACCAGACAAUGGUGGGAGGACUGCAUCAGAGACUUUUACUCUAGAGUCCCCGUGGAUGGUCUGUGGAUUGACAUGAAUGAACCAGCAAGUUUCAUUCAGGGCUCAAUGGAGGGCUGUCCUGACAGUGAGCUAGAGAGACCACCAUACACACCCAGAAUGGUCGGAGGUCAGCUGAACUCAGGAACAAUUUGUAUGUCGGCUCUGCAGAAGCUGUCCACUCAUUACAACCUGCACAAUCUUUACGGACUGACUGAAGCCUCCGCGACACACAGUGCGCUCAAGAAGAUUUGUGGGAAGAGAGCUUUCGUGUUGUCUCGCUCUUCCUUUCCCGGCAUCGGCCAUUUCUCUGCGGUGUGGACCGGAGACGUCCGGAGCGACUGGGAGCAGCUUCGGUUCUCCAUCCCUGCGGUGCUGCAGUUCAGCCUUUUUGGGGUGCCUCUGGUGGGAGCGGACAUCUGUGGCUUUGGAGGCGACACCACCGAGGAGCUGUGUGUGCGAUGGAUGCAGCUCGGAGCCUUUUACCCGUUCAUGAGAAACCACAACGACAAGCCCAAUGCUCCUCAGGAGCCGUACGUGUUUGGGCAGAAGGCCCAGGCGGCCAUGCGGAGCGCAUUAAACCUUCGCUACUCUCUUCUCCCGUUCCUCUACACACUCUUCCAUCAUGCACACACUUCUGCUGACACCGUUGCCAGGCCUCUUUUUGUAGAAUUCCCCACUGAUCGUAAGUGCCAGCACAUAGACCAACAGUUCCUGUGGGGCAGUUCACUUCUCAUCAGUCCAGUUUUAGUCAAAGGGGCAGUCGAGGUGAAGGCGUAUCUGCCAGCUGGUGCUUGGUACAGUCUGCACAACGGUCAGCCUUUCUACAGUAAGGGUCAGUACUUCCUCCUGCCUGCACCUCUGGAAACCAUCAACGUUCACGUGAGGGAGGGACACAUCAUCCCCCAGCAGGAGCCGGCUUUGACAACCGCAGCAUCGCGCAGACGCCCUUUCUUCCUGACGGCGGCGCUGUCAGCAGGUGGCCGGGCCUGGGGCGACUUGUUCUGGGACGACGGAGACAGCCUGGACACGUUUGAAACUGGAAGUUAUUCUUGCGUUAUCUUCACUGCGGAGCGGUCGCAGGUGGUUGGCGAUCCUGUAAAGAUGAAUAGAGACUUGGACAGUCUGGUCCUGGGGGGGCUUCAAGUGUUCGGGGUGCCCUCACCGCCUCUCUGUGUUUUAGCAAAUGGAAAGAAUGUCAGUGAUUUUACAUACCAAGCUGACACCAAGGUCCUGAGAGUGACUGGUCUGGCCUUACCCAUGUCAGAGGUGUUUACAGUCCAGUGGGUUCUCUGA